AAUAAUUAAAAUUAAUAAAAAAUUAUUGAAUAAGAAAGUAUCAACUAAUUCAAGUUAUAACAAAAGUCAACGACGUGUUACUCACUAUCUACAUUGCUCAACAAAUCUUUUUAAUAUAUCUUACAAGAUAAUUAUUCACAAAAGGAUCAUCUAUUCCAUUCUGAAACUUGUUCCUGAUGUAACCCAAAGCUAAACAACUAUCUCAACACUUGGAGUUGCAAUCGAUAAAAUCAAUGCCACUUUGAGAAACAAAUAGGCCAAUUGAAGUGUUCAGUCAAAUAGAAAAAAUAUUCACUAAUAACUAUUGUGUUAUAGAAUCGAAUCAAAUACACUACCAUUUUUCAUACUCAAACUACUAUCGGAAAUUGAUCAAUUUUUCUCCCAAAAUUUAGGGGUGUCCCACCCCUCCACCUGGAUCCGCCCUUGGGUUCAUUGUAGACAGUAACAAUACCUUACCAAUUACCACUCAAAUCCACAAUUCCAAUAUAAUUGAUUAACCACCGAGAAGAUGGGUAGUAGCAGAGUAGAUAAUGGCUAAAUUUGUGGCGUCUCACCAUAGCAAAGGAUCGAUCACCAUCUUAUGCCUACCGUCUCGUCUACUCAAAUAUUCUCCAACCGACUUCGAGGACAGUCUGGGUGUAACCGGAGUUUCUAGGCCGGAUUCGUCAACGAUCACCCACUGGUGUUCGUCGCGUCUCACCUUCGGGUGCUAGACAUCUCGCCCACUGAAGCUUGCUCCAUGUGUCGAGAACGAAAAGCUGGGUGACGUCGGAAGUUAAUGGGUCCCAAAUGCUUUAACCUUGCGGUAGCGGGUGAUUGAGGAAGACGAAAAGGUUCUACUGUCGAAGAUAAUAGUGAUCGACUUAGGACAGGUUUAGAUUUUAAUUAAUUGAGUUGGACAACGAAUUUAGGAGUAAAUUAGGGGUAUUCAAGUAAUUUUGUAGUCCGUUAAAAGGCUGAUUAACUGAAAAUUGGAUGGAAAAGUAUAUUUGUUACGUUUUAAUAUGAGAGGGGUAUGUUCUUGCAAAAAAAUUAAUAAAGGAGUACGUUUGUUAAUUUGUGAUAAUAGAGAUGUACAAAAUGCUAUUAACUCUUGUAUCGAACGACGGAUCAAAGACAAGGGUCGGGGUUUCUGGAAAAGCUAAUGGGUUAGGCCCAUAAAAUCCGAGAACUGCGCCCAAUCGUGAUGCCUCAAUGAGUUGGGCCAGUCACAAAAAGAGGCCCAAUCCAUAUACACAGAGGUUCGCUUCUUUGCCACGCGGGGGACAAGCGUCGAUGUUUAAUCAACCACCGGCCACCAGCUCACCACCCACUCUUCUCUUCUCUUGGGGCUUAUUUAGCACUUGCAAGGUCUCCGUCAGCCACGUGUCGCCAGCAAUGCUACGUGGCAGGAAGUGGGCGUUAUCUAGAGCAGAAAUCUGUCGAUCUGGACAAAGCUGCUGAUCUGAAACCCUGCCUUUUUGUUAAUAUUGUCGGUUUCCUCGACAUGAAAAUCUGCUUCGUUCGUUGGAGAGUCUGUAAUUGUACUAUUCAUCUCCUUUCUCUUUCCUCUUCAAUAUAAAGAUGAACCAGGCGAUCGUUAGGUCGUUUAGAAGCCAUCAUCAACUGCCCGCUGGUGUAGUAAUAUCUCCGACGUCGAACCAAGUAAGCAGGGAAGUUAGAGUUCCUUGGUCAACAGGUUUUGUUAGUUUGAGGAAGGGGAAGAAGGCCUUUUGUACCAACCCAGACAGUAAGCACGACAUGGACAAAGCUCAGGAGCCCAAGGACAAGAAAGGGGACGCGAUGUCGCAUUCGUUUGGAGAAGGGUAUGCAACGAGGAGCGACGAGGAGGGAUUUGGCGGGAUCUAUGGGGGGAACGACGACGACGAUGUCAAGCUGGACAAGAAGAUCCAUGAAGAUCACCCUGAUUAUGACAGGAGCCAGGGGAGUGAAGUGAAAGAGAAGGAGAAGGCGCGUAACCAAGCCACUGCCAACCAUUGAGAUCAGUUCAAAGAUGGUGCGUGCAGAAGUUCGAUUUCAAUAAGAAGGGACGCACGAGACCAAGUGGUCGCUGCGCCUCUGUAAUAAGUCUCUAGGUUUCAAUUUCAUCUUCACUUUCUGGGUGUUCUAUCAGUUAGGCGUCCGAUUAAUCUAUAGCGAAUGAGGCUGUGGUUGUCAGUGAUCAUAAUCAACUAUAUAUUUGAUUAUGAACAGACCAACUGAAGAGCAACUAUACAGGAAGAGUAGGGACUCUGAAGACUAGCUAGUAAAAUAGAAGUAUGAAAUCGUAAUUUUCCUCAUCUGUUUGUUAGGGCUUGCAGUUGCAAAAAACCUUUUCGGCUUUUCCCCUCCUGGUAGUAAACCCAGCUCGGGUAUGAAGGGGGGGAACUCCUCUGUAUCAUUCUCGUUUUUCCAAGCAAGUAAAGCGGAUCUAGAUGAAUAAAUCAUUUUAAGAGUUAUUUUUUUCCUUCGUGAAUCGAGUGUUUAGGCACGGACACGGUAUCAAAGCACAAGUAAGCUCGAUUUUGUUCUUCUGCUUAAUCUCUGUGCUCGAAAGCACAAUUCUUAAAAGAUUCUCAUCAUCGGCCUUAGUCGCACGACUCUCAUGGUCAUUACGGAAUUCCAAAUCUCUUUUUUGAGCUGUCAGAUCCAUCCAGUUUUUAGUUUUAGGUAAUCAAUUCGUUUCGUAGGGUGAGAAUCUCUUUUUUGAAAUGUCGGAUCCAUCCAGUUUUUAGUUUUAGGUAAUCGUAGGGUGAGAACGAGGGUGUGAGAGCGCUCAUUUGUGAAGAUUUGAAGAUUUCUAACAUUGAGAGUGUGACGAGAGCGUGAUAUUAUAUUAUUUAAAUUAAUUAAUUUAGUCAUUUUCUAUAGUAACUUUUUGAUAGAAUUUUCUAUAAUAACUAAGAACUCUAUUCAAAUAAGAAGAUUUCGAGUAAUACUCGCUUUGCUAAUUGAAGAUUUAAAAUGGUCUAAGACUAAUUAAAGAAGCGAAACUCUACUUUUCAAAAAAACUGGUAGUUAAGAAAAAUUGGAUUUGUGUUGGUAGUUCCUGGUAGUUAAGAAAAUUGGAUCUGUGUUAAUCUGUGUUAUUACUUGAACGUUGGAGUUUAUAAUGAGUACCAAAGUUAUUAGGGGUGUUCAAAUGAUUAUCGUGGUAAUAAUCAAAUUAAGUAAGUCUAAAUUUCUUUAACAGUGGAAUAAUAUGUCUUGAUCAAGUCGUUCAAAUUAACACGAAAAUCAAAUUAAUCAAACCAAAAUUAAAUUGAUUUGGUUAAUCGGAUAAUUGGAUUAACUAAGUAACAUUACAUGUAAGCAAUUAUCCUGUAAAUGAAUAAAAUAUAAUCAUAUGUUGUUACUAUCAUAAACUAUCAUUAUAUAUAUGCAUAAAGAUGGCUUUUUCCGGAUGAAAUGAAAAUUGGAUUCAUGGAAUAGGAGAAAGGUUUCCCAUUCAUUAGCCUAAAAGAUAUGUGGCCAUGAAAUAGGGAUUAAGUGGAACAGAAUUGAUUGAGGGGGAUGUCGAAGGCAGGGCUAGUGAAUGGAGUGAAGUCGUAACACUGGAAGGGGCGGCUGGAUCACCUCCUUUUCAGGGAGAGGUAAUGCUUGUUGGGUAUUUUGGUUUGACACUGCUUCACACCCAAAAAACGGAAGUCUUCUUUCGUUUCUCGACGGUGAAGUAAGACCAAGCUCAUGAGCUUAUUAUCCUAAGUUGGAACAAGUUGAUAGGAUCCCCCUUUUUAUGUCCCCAUGUCCCCCUCGCGUGGCGACAUGAAGACGUAAAAAGGAAAGAGAGAGAUGAGGUUUUCUCUCGCUUUUGGCAUAGCGGCCCCCCCAAAACUAACCACCCAUGAUUAUUAUAAGCAUUGGAGUUAAUACAUCAUUCAUCAUCUCUGCACCUAAUAUAGUAAGCUUACAACAGAUCUCUUAACAUAAAUACAUACCAAGUCGUGUCAUUGUAUCACACAAGUCGUGAUACGUGAUACGAUCGGGGUUUUCCAUGAUUUUACAGGGAUGGAGUUUUAUAAUGGAACCCAGGUCGUAUUUUUUAAUCACUAUAUAUGUGUUGGAAAAAAAUUCGUCGCCCCCCCCCCUAAUUAAAAAUCCUGGCUCCGUCCAUGAGAAGUAGGCCAUGUCGGACCUUUCACAUGGCCCGUAAAUAGUGAAGAAUCUCAACCCGGUGAUGGAUAAUCCGUAGAUGUGGUUGAUUUCUUCUCCGGCUUUCUUUGUCGCGACGUAGAAUCGCCGGCUGGUCGGUCCAGUUCGAUUCGGAGAAGGGGGAUUUCUCGUUCAAUCCGUUUACGAAGCUCCAUUCGUCCUGAAUACAUCCCCAACCGCAUUUCGGACCCUCAUUAUCUCCGCGUGUUCGACGAAGCCCAAACAAAGGCGGGUUGGGAGUUCGCCGAUUUGCCGAUCUCAAUGUCGCCGUCGAAGAGUCGGGUCUGGUUAGAGGGUAGGUUUGUUUAGAUGACAUGGGGGGUGUCAGUGACAUGGUGGGUCGGGUCGCACUAUUUUCGGGUGAAAUAUGGCUGAUUGAACGAUUCUGUCCGCCACGUCAUCACUUAACGAACUCCAUUAACGAAGAUGGACGACGACUAACGGAGAGUGACCAAACGUGAACGGUGUCAAUAAAUUGAAGUAACAAAAAUGAAUUUAAAUAUUUCGA
Molecule: messenger RNA, 4639 nt
Organism: Linum trigynum
Lineage: Eukaryota; Viridiplantae; Streptophyta; Magnoliopsida; Malpighiales; Linaceae
Source: the annotation of a GenBank genome assembly